AUGCGGCCAAUUACGCAGGAGAUUCCAAGUGGUGUUCGAAUUGCAAUUCGGAAUCCCACAACACCAAGGAUUGCUGGUACAAAAACGGCAAUAAGGUCAAUAACAAGUCUUCCAAUAAGAAUUCCGGUAAGGGUAACAACUCGAAUACUGUUCGCAAGGGCAACGACAAGCCGAAGGGUGGAGGUAAGAAAGGAAAAGGAAAGAAGGGUAGGAAAUACUGAGUCUUAGAUGGUGUUUCGAAGAAAAGUAGCUUGUUACACAAACUACAAAAAGUAAGAAAACUACUCUUACGGCUGACGAAAACUCGAUGUUAUAAUACAAAUUAUUCGCGAUGUUUUUCAACUAAAUUUUUAACAAAAAUACCCCCCCAAAAGAACCCCCCACAAAAAGAACAGCCACCUGGUGAUGAACCACCAGUGACUACAAGUCAUUUUGAAGAAGAUGAAUGUGUGUUCGACAGCAAGCUUGACAUCUUCAAUCCAGAUUCUUCAUCAUUAAUCGAUAUGGAUGAUUUAUUCUCGAAUCUCGAUAAGAAUGAAGAUGAAAUUUGUACCAAUGAUGCAGCUGGUCCAACGAGACAGCUGAAAGGAAAACGAAAAAGAGCAGAGCUGGAGCUUGCUGAGCAAUUUGCAACCCCAGAGAUGGCAAAUAUGACACAACAAGUCCAGGCUCUUGAGUCGACCGAUCGCGAAAUCCGUAAGAUUUUAUUUCCUCGAUCUCAUGUUUCGGAUGCGUCCAAAGCCGAACGAGUUGAAAAAUGCAAUCUGUCACAAGAUGCAGCAUUUUCAAUCGUAGCAAAAGAAAGCGAGCAAAAUCAUUCGCCCGAGUACACAGCAAGAAAGCUAGCACACCUCUACAGCGUUCGCGAAUCAGCAUUGAGGAAGGUGCGCGAGGCGAACGAUGCUCAUCGGAAUAAAAAGGACGAGCAGCUCCGAAAUCAUGAAACAGCUUUUAAUUGUGUCGAUGAUGCAAUUUGCGACAGUGGCGCAACAAGUCACAUGUCGGGCCGACCAGAGAUUUUCGAAUCUUGGGACGACAGUAAUCCAGUGCGAAUAACUGUAGCAGACGGAAAAGAGUUGGAUGGCCCUGGAUAUUUUGGCACAUUGAAACCAAACGCACUUGGUUGCAAGCGUGCAAUAUUCCAUCCAUUCCUUCCACAGACCCUCCUCAGUGUCGAGCAACUGAAGAAAGAAGGCUAUAGAGUUGUUUUCGACGAAGGGGGCAACUACUUGCAAAGUAGGAAGACAGGAAAGAGAAUUUUUCUUCACAAAGGGAUCGGAACCAAGUUGCCGGCCGUGGCACUUGGGUUCAACGAAGAUCCAGGUGAAAAGGGUUUGUUGUGCGAAGAGAUCGAGACAGAGUCCACUAUGAUGACAAAGGCUGAGAAAAUGCUUCUUGAUCAUCAGCGUGCUGGACAUCGUAGUCUACCAGGAAUAGUAGUCCGAUGUCCUGCCUGCGAUCUCGCGAAAAGCAAAGGCGCUCAACAUGCAAAAGCGAAGAAAGAAUGCUACAAAGUUGAAAAAUUCAAUGACCAAGUUGAUUUUGACGUUACUGGACCGUGGGAACCUGACUACUGGUCGCAAAGAUGGGUGCUAAAUGCCAUCGAUCAAGCAACCAGCUGGCCUCGUUCUUUCAUCUGCAAAAGCAAAGCAGAAGCAGGCGCAAAGCUGCAGGUCUGGAUAAAUGAAGAGGGACCACCGAAAAGAGUGAGAUCCGACAAUGCCAAAGAGUUCAAGGAACCAGGUAGCACUUGGAAAAAGACAGCACAGAAACAGUCCCCGCCGAUUCAUACUGACUACUCAGCUCCAUACGAACCACAAGAAAAUGGAAAAGUUGAAAGAUACAAUCAAACUCACCAGAACGGAGUGAGGGCAAUGAUGGUCGGAGUCGAUAAGCGUAUGUGGAGUUAUGCAGCACGCACUUUCUCCCACAUAUUCGCCCGAACCCCUACAGCCAAAGGAGGCGAGUCGCCAUUUGAAAAACGCUUCAAAAGAAAACCUUCCAUCAAGUAUUUCCGACGUUUCGGAUGCUUGGUAUACGCGAAGGAUCACUCACAGAAGUCGAAGCUUGAAGACCGGUUUACCCGUGGAAUCUUUCUAGGCUACGCCCAAGAAAAUUCUACAUACCUGGUAGGCAUGUGGUCCGCAGAUGGUCGAUGUAAGAAAAGCUCCAAAAUCCGCUUCGGAGUCCACGAGGUGAAGUGUUGUAAGUUUGAUGAAUCAGUGCUGGUCAGCAAGAUAGAUGAUCUGAAGCCGGACGCUGACAAGUUGUUAAUUGAUUUUCCGAAUCCGGCGCGUCUGGGUGAUAGUUCGCAGCUCGUAGAGCCGAAUGUGCCCGCUGUAGAUCAUGAUCAAAGCAGUCGUGGUCAGGACGCUCCGAGGACCGAUCGUUCGAAAGAUGAAGAAGAUGCGGACAAACGCAGUUCGAAGGAAAAAGAAACCGUCGAAAACGACGAGGGCAAGAGUUUCGAAGGGGGUGAGCAACCUGAGGAAGGGGGCGAGGAAAAUCAAAACCCUAAUCAGGAUUGGCUCGAUUUGUUUUCAGAGGAGGCGCCUGAAAAAUCCCCGAAGCAGAAAAAGAAAGCUGAGAAUGGAAAUCGAAAAAGAAAGUCUAAUACAGUUGAUGCUGAUGAAAAAGAGAACGAGACACAAGAAGCGCCUAGGAUCCUCGUUGAAGGACCUACACGAAAGAAACUUCGCAAGAAGGGCCGAGGGCAUGACAAGAAAAAGCGCAAAGAACGCAACGACAAAGGCCAAAGUCGUGGCCCUCGAGCAAAGAAAAGGCAGAAAGUCAAUCUUGUGUCGUCAUCUGACCUUUUGAAAGAUCUACCGAUGGAAUUUGAAAAAGAAGCAGAAGCUAUAUUCCAGAUUCGUCAUGAAUUAGAGGAGGACGAAACUCCUUACCUCUUUGGCUUGCAGCACACUUGGGCCAAGUGUCUGGAAAGUCCUGACGCAAUCAAAUGGAUCGAGUCAGAUACGAAAGAACGCCUAGCGCUAGAAGAAGCAAAUACGUGGAGGCAUGCAACCGCAGAAGACAUCAAAGAGAUGGGUGAUAAGUUAGAGAUUAUCCCGACGGUAUGCAUCUACACGAAGAAGAGAGACGGACGCUACAAGUGUCGUCUCGUAGCACUAGGAAACAGGCAAAAGCUAUCUCUUCAAGGAGAAAUAUACAGCCCAACUGUGAGCCAUGCCGCUAACAGGUAUUUACUUGUUGAAGCAGCAGCACGCGGAUGGAAAGUUAGACAGUUCGAUAUUUCAAAUGCGUUUGUGCGUGCAGCUCUAGGUGACGAGAUCGUGUUAUGUCGCCUGCCCAAGCACAACAGCUGGAGCAAGAACAAAGAAAAAGGCGAUGUUGUCAGGCUGUUAAAGUCGUUAUACGGUCUGAAGAUCAGCCCACGCCGCUGGUAUGACGAAUAUUCCGGCAGACUCAAGAAGUUAGGCUGGGUUGUAUCCGAACACGAACCAGGUUUGUUCAAGAAGUUUGCAAAAGACAAACAGGGAAAAGAGCAAGAGCUCUGGCUAGCAGUUUACGUAGAUGACAACAUUAUCUCAGGCGAAGAUGAUGACCUUGUCGCUGCAGAAAUGAAUGCAAUUUUAGCAGAGUUCCCAGGAAAAGAAAUUCUCGCAGAAUAUGACAAGGAAGGCAAUGAGAUCCGCGACCUUCUCGGCGCAAAGUUGACCUUCAACGCGAAAAAGAGAGUCAUGAAAAUCACUUGCGAAGACGCAAUUGAUAAGCUGCUUGAGAAAUUUCACAUGAAGGACUGCCGCGCAGUAGUUUCCCCAUGUUUACCAAAUUCCCACGCAGACUUGGACUCGCCGUCGAAUUCCACAUUUCCGAUAAGAUCGCUAGUAGGCGGAAUGUUGUAUAUCAGUUGCGUUGCCCGGCCUGAUAUCGCAUUCGCAGUACAAAGAGUAGCGACGCAGGUAGCUAGUCCAACCGACCAAACGGUAAAAGAUGCUAAGCGUAUUCUGGCGUAUUUGAAAGGAACCAAAUCGCAAGGAUUGGAAUACAGCAAGCAGCAAGAGAAAAAGUUCAAAGAAAUCUACACAAAAGCCGCAGAGCUAGAAAACAAGGAAUACAGAGACACUAUUGCUUUCUGCGAUGCAGAUUUUGCAGGAUGUUCUGUAAGUUUUCGAUCCACGUCAGGAACAAUCCUAUAUCGACGCGGAGUUCCCAUCUGUUGGAAGUCGAAACGUCAAUCGAUUCGAGCUACGUCAACAAUGGAAGCCGAGUAUUGCGCGAUGUAUGACUGUGUAAGGAUGACUAUGGACCAAGGAUAUUUGAACUGGUUUUCAGAACAAGAGUCAGGAUCUCUACCGUUGAUCUUCAACGACAACAAGUCCGCGCUUGCGUUGAGUCAGACAACCGUAGCCACGAAAAGAUCCAAGCACAUGAGUCUUCGACUACACCUAGUACGAGACUACGUAAAAGACUUGUGCUAUGUAAACACGGAUAUCAAUCUAGCGGAUGGAUUGACAAAACCACUUCCAGGAGAGAAGUAUAUCCAAAUCUUCAAAGCUCCCGCACGAAAAGCUAAUGAAGUAUUUGCGAAAGCCCACUUUGUUGACUUCAAUAAUCUCUAGGAUUGAUUGAUGCGAAUUUCACACAAAGUCAUCUCAUCUGAUUCAUUUCGAUGAUUUAAUGUUCAUUCGGAAGGGGGAAUGUUAGGCAAGAUAUGAAAUCCACCAGGAUCAUAAGCCAAGCAAAUUCCCUACGACCUAAAUUGAAUGUUCAUUGAAAUCAGGCUCUAAAUUUGUCGUUCAAAUUUGGAUCCAAUGUGAAAUCAGUGAAAUCAGCAUGUUCAUACAAAUGAACAAAAAUGAAGUUCAUUCUAAUCCCACACUGUAAGCUAGUGAUGAUCAACGAUGGUUGAUCGGAUUUCUCAUAAAUUUAGGGUGAUUAGAACAAAUUUGAACUUUCAUGUUUUACCCCCUGACUGAGACGUCAAAAUUUGUGUGUUGUUUGGAACGCUAAAUUUUUCCCCACAGGCUGUGACGAUAGUCACCAUAGAUUGAUUGCGACUAAGAAACACUGAAUCCCACCUAGAUUCUGUUUGACAUGCAAGAUGGCCAGUGUUCACACCGCCCGCGUUUCUUCGUCGUUGAUUGUCUUCACACCGUAAAAAUUCGGUUGACA
This is a messenger RNA of Amoebophrya sp. A120, 5136 nucleotides long. The record is from the annotation of a GenBank genome assembly. NCBI's taxonomy places the organism in Eukaryota, Dinophyceae, Syndiniales, Amoebophryaceae.